Pseudoliparis swirei is the source of this 3086-nucleotide messenger RNA. RefSeq names its product caprin family member 2 (gene caprin2). Gene Ontology annotation, cellular component: cytoplasm. Gene Ontology annotation, biological process: positive regulation of canonical Wnt signaling pathway. The record is from RefSeq and is a predicted model, not a curated record. NCBI's taxonomy places the organism in Eukaryota, Metazoa, Chordata, Actinopteri, Perciformes, Liparidae. Gene Ontology annotation, molecular function: signaling receptor binding.
GUGCAUUGCAAGAGAGGCUUCAACGCACACGACUCAGACACGAGUGUGGAGAUCAGCAUGGUGCAGCUUUCUCCUUCCCAGAGUCCAAGUGUCGCCCCUCCAUCCGAAUGCACAGAAGAGGGGCAGGAAAGACAGGAGAACCUGCUGGUGGCUGAUCAUCACCCGACGGUGUGCCCACCCGGUCUCCUUGCCCUGCAGCUCAGCCUGGAGACCUCCACUGUCUACUAUGGCUAUGAAUCCUAUAUUGAAGAUGGGCUCAUCUGCCUCAAACACAAAGUCCGCAAUUUGGAGAAAAAGAAGCUGAAACUUAAAGACUACAAGAAGAGGUUGAACUGGGGUGAGGAACUUAACAAGGAUCAGAAGGAGGCUGUUGAAAAGUACGAGGAGGUGCUGCAUAAUCUGGCAUUUGCACAGGAGCUCCACAAAAGCCUGGAUGUCUUGACUCAGGAUUUGCUGAGAGCCCAGAAGAAGGCAAUGAGAAAGGAGCAAGUGGUGAAGGAGGAGACUGAGAGGAGGCAACUGAGUACUGUGCUGCAGAUGCAGCACCUCCUACACUGCAUGCAGCAGGAGCACGUUAGAAAAGACCUGCUGGCUGGACACAACCAGGCGCCACACAUUGCAGCCCAAAAGCUGCAUGGCCUUAAUCAGCUUGCUACCCUACUGGGGUUCAAGAGGGAUAACGGACUGAGUUUAGAGGAGCAGAUGGCGCAAGCGGCUCUGGCCUAUUUGGACCUGCUAGAGGGGAAGGAUGAGCCAGUGGCUGGAUCCACAUUUAAGCUUUUCAAAGAAGAGCUCACCAGGCUGUUGAAGUACAAGUACUUCAGUUCUGUUCCACGUCCACCCAACAAGUCUCAAGAGGAGUUACUCAGGCAGAACAGCACCCCAUCUAAGUUGAAACCAAAUGAAGUUUCUAAGGUGCUUGGUAAUGGACUGUACCAGAGUGAAGCAGAGACUGCUCCUACACAGAACUGGAAGGCAGACUUCCAAACAAGGGAGCGGGAGCCUCCGGACCGCUGGGAUAUGGAGUUUUUAGAUGGACCUGGCUCACUCCAAGCUGCAGGCCCCAAACCAUGGAAAGGAGCUGCCACUUUUAUCCCCAAGGUCCCAGUUGCCACCAAGAAACAACAUAUUGACGACAAUAAGAAAAAAGAAACUAGGGCCAAAAGCAAGCAACUUGCCAAAUCGGCUGUUCACAUGGGUAUGCCUGUGGAGGUGUUCAGCUCUAAAUGUGCCUUACCCAAAGACCCCGAACUGAGGAAGCGGCACCUUGAGGACUUCAUGACAAAGAUCCAUGGCUCCUUCAGUUUUAUGCAGGACUCUCUUCUGAAUGGUGAUCUCUCCCUUACUAACGACCAUCAAGGACUGAAGAGACUGCCGUCUGGGUCUCCAUUGCCUCUGGAUCACACGGAUUUGAGGAGCCCCGUUGCUAUCCUGCCCAAAUUAAUGCAUUCAACCCCACUGCCUAUCAGGCUUCUGGAGUGCAAAACCAGUCUGACAAAUGAGGAUCGGUGUCUGGAGAUCUUAGACCUGAAGCUUUCCUCAACAAACUUACCUAAUAUCCCAUUAACUGAGUCAAGGAAACAAACCACUUUGAAAAAUGAGGAUCGGUGUCUGGAGAUCUUAGACCUGAAGCUUUCCUCAACAAACUUACCUAAUAUCACACUAACUGAGUCAAGGAAGCAGACCAGUCUGACAAAUGAGGAACAGUGUCUGGAGAUCUGUGACCUGAAGGUUUCCUCAACAAACCGACCUCAUAUCACACUAACUGAGUCAAGGAAGCAGACCAGUCUGACAAAUGAGGAACAGUGUCUGGAGAUCUGUGACCUGAAGCUUUCCUCAACAAACCUACCUUGUAUCCCAUUAACUGAGUCAAGGAAGCAGUCGCCUUGUAAUGGGAUGGCAUCUUGCACUGCCACCUCCCCUCAUGGACAAACGUUCUCAACACCCCCCAGCAGGCGAACUCUGACAUCUGCCCAUUUUCCCAACAUCCAGCCUGUCUUCAAGGUGACUGCCUCCUUACCUCAGAAUGGGGCAUUGAACUACAAACCAGAUUCUGGCAUUUUUGAUACGCCCAGGUACAACUUUGCCAGUACCCAAACGCCACCAGAGUUUGCUCCCUCAGAAGACGAACCACAGCUAAUGUACCAGUCAGACUAUACGGUGGGUGAUGGUGGACCGAUCUUCCUGUCCCCUGGGCUGUCAAGUAGAUGUCAUCCCAGCGAGUCGUACUACACCAGAGGAUCUGUGAGAGGUAUGGCACUCUGCAAGGGACUGGCACAACCCUUUCGCUCUUCUUGUUGGCAUUGAGGAGAAUCCUACACCCCUCAGACGGAUCUCAGAGACUCUGUCCCUCUCCUCUAUGCUGCUAGAGACUCUGGAUAUCAACACAGCUACAGACGCGGAGGAGGGAGGCAUAACUCGAGUGCAGUCUGGAGUGACUCUUCACAGGUGAGCACACCAGACCGAGAGACAGCUUUUACAAUUGUGGACUCGGGUCAUGGGGAUUCCCUGUCUGUCUCCACUGUGGAGGUCCCUCUGACUCCCCAUGGCCACCAUCACACCCUGCUUCCCAUGCAACUCUACCCGCUCUCCCAGCCGCUUCGAGUGGCCUUCAAUGCCUCUCGCACUGCCAACUACGCCCCUGGAAACCUGGACCAGCCCAUCGUGUUUGACCAGUUGCACAGCAACCUUGGGGAGAUGUACGACCCCCACAUUGGCCGCUUUACCUGUCCCGCCAAUGGAACCUAUGUCUUCCUCUUCCACAUCCUGAAGCUCGCCAUCAACGUGCCCCUCUACAUUAACCUCAUGUGCAACGAAGAGGUCAUGGUCUCUGCGUAUGCCAACGAUGGAGCCCCAGAUCAUGAGACGGCUAGCAACCAUGCCAUCCUGCCUCUCUUCCAAGGAGACCAGGUGUGGAUCCGGUUGCAUCGUGGCGCCAUCUAUGGCAGCACCUGGAAGUAUAGUACUUUCUCUGGCUUUUUGCUGUACCAGGAUUGAACUUUAGUCAAGCAGGCUCCCGUCUUCAUUACUAAAUGUGAUUUAAACUGACAUUUCAGUCUUGUGGUUCUUGAUGUAAAGAAAAUGUA